Molecule: messenger RNA, 654 nt
Organism: Acanthosepion pharaonis
Lineage: Eukaryota; Metazoa; Mollusca; Cephalopoda; Sepiida; Sepiidae
Source: the annotation of a GenBank genome assembly
AUGAAAAGUAAAGAUAAAACAGGCAAUAAAACGAAAGAAAAUCUUUUUUUUCUUUUUUUUUCUUUUUUUUUUCAUUUUCUUUUUUCUUCUUUUCUUCUUUUUCUCUUUUUUUUUUUCUCUUUUUUUUUUUUUUCUUCUUUUCUUUUUUUCUCUUCUUUUUUUUUUCUUCUUUUCUUUCUCUUCUUUUCUUUUUCUUUCUUCUUUUUCUUUUUUUUCUUUUUCUUUCUUUUUUUUUCUUCUUCUUUUUUUUUCUCUUCUUUCUUUCUUUUCUCUCUCUUCUUUUCUUUUUCUCUCUUUCUUUUUUUUUUUUUCUUCUUUUCUUUUUUUCUCUCUCUUCUUCUUUUUUCUCUUCUUCUUUUCUUUUCUUCUUCUUUUCUUUUCUUCUUUUCUUCUUUUUUUCUUUUUUUCUUUUUCUUUUUUUCUCUCUUUUCUUUCUUUUCUCUCUUCUUCUUCUUCUCUUCUUUUCUCUUCUUUUUCUUUUUUUCUUUUCUCUUCUUUUUCUUUUCUCUUUUCUUUUUCUCUUCUUUUCUCUCUUCUUUUUCUCUUUCUCUCUUUCUUUCUCUCUCUUCUCUCUUCUCUUUUCUAAACCUUUACAGAUUUCUAUCAAUUUCGCAGACGUCUAAAUUUAUAACAGAUUACAGCAAAUAUCGCUGA